UAAGCAUCGGUACACAGACAGUAACAGAAAACCCCGAAGAGAGCAGGAGUCGCCGAGAGCUCCUUCAGGGCCUCACAAAAUCUUUUUUUUUCCAAAAACAGAAAAAAAAUUUGAUUUUCACGGCGGACCGUGUGACGGAUAAUAUCUGUGUGUGAAUCCAUCUACACGAAUCAAGAUGAGGUUUACCAUUCUAACGCUGGCGGCUACGCUUUGCCUCGCAUUAGUGAGCUCGCAUCCGCUUCCGGAAGACUCCGGGCUCCGAUCAGAGGCCCUUGAUCGGCUGGUGAUGGCCGAAGCCGACAGCGAGGCCGCCCUGAGGAGCAAAAGGACGAUCGGCAUUCUACGACAGCUUUUCCCCGAAAUUUCCCAGGACGUAAACCCGGAAUCAGAGAAUCGAGUGAACGAGAUCGGAUCGGAAUCACAGAACAACGAGGUGCGAGUGCAAUUUGCGGACGAAGUGCCGAGCGAAAAUUCGCCGCAGGAAUUGACGCCGCUGGAUGAGACCGAGACAGACGAGGAUGAGAACAGGAACAAGAGAUUCCUCUUUGGACUUGGCGGCGGUGCCGGCGGUGCCGGAUCGGGCAACUUCCUCUUCGACAUCAUCAGGCUGGUGGCCGGAAGCGGAAGUAACUCGCUGGGCGGCUCUUCAGGUAGCCCUGAUCACGAAAAGUCGGAUCACGAGCACGAGGCUGUACCCGGCCCAGUCACCAGGUUCUUCGUCAUCGCUAAUCGAGGACUCUCGAAUCUCGUCCAGGAUCUCAUACUUCGUCUGGCGGCAACGAGCGAGCGCUUCGUCAACUUCAAGGCGCGACUGAUCACCUCCAUCAUCUAAGAACUCACUCGAGGACUGGGAUGAGGAAGCACAAGAAGGGGCCUCGCCGGCGUUGGUACCGCCACGUGGAGGCAUCAUCGCCGAGCCGCCUUUGCCAGUAGGAGCACGGGUACGACGUUGGCAACAAAACCAAUCUCACGGGUGUUGCCCCCUUGUCCCUGAGAUCCUGAACUCAAUUCCUUCGUCGAUGGCCGUCGAGCUCUUCGCGACAACACUUCAUCGCCAAAUGCAUUUUCCCUCCCCCAAAGCGAUCGUCUCGAUUCCGUUAGACUUCGUUCACUCUACUGUCUAGUUCCCCUUUGUUUCUAUCUACUUCUCGUUCUCCGCUUUUUUCUCUCCCUCCUUUUAUCUCUCUCCCUGCAUACUUCUGUAUUUUCCGUCUUUCAGUCAAUUGAAAUAACGAUAACAAAUAAUUAUAUAAAGAAAUUUUUGAUAGGCGAUCGUCGUUUUAAGAUGAUCGAAAUUUAAUUGUGACGGGGUGGCUCGUGCCGCCAUAGUACGAUGGAAGCACAUUCAUCGAGAGAUGAGACGAUAAAACUAUAAAAUUGUCUUGAAUUUGUGAUACGAUACGGUUUCCGUUUCGAACGAAAUAAUGCGCCAGCAAUCACAGGUUCGAAAAUUUCUAUGCGCGACUCUGUCGAGCAGCAGAUAAUUUCUCGGCUAAAAAUAUUAUAUUUCAAUUUGCGCCUUAAAAUAAGAUUAUAUAUUUUUUUUUUAUUUAAAAGGGUAUAUGAGAUACGGAAGGCUUACAGUUUUUUUAGGGAGUUAAACGUGUGCUGUUGACGGUUCAGAUACAUACAAGUGUUUUGUCCCGACGACGAUCAAAUCGAAAUGCAUCAUUCAUGCAUGUGAACAAUCGAAAGAAAAAAAAAAAACUUGACUUUGUUUUCUGAACCGUUCAACAGCACACGUUUCACAACUCCCUAAAAAAACCAUAAGCCUUCCUCAUAUAAAUCUCAUAUAAAUAUAUAUAUACAUAUAUAUAUAUAUAUAUAUAUAUAUAUAUAUAUAUAUAUAGAUAUAGAUAUAUAGCUUAAUUUGGGAUAUAAUAGUGCCAGGCAUCUUAUUGUUUCUAUCUAUUUGUGUUUCUAUCACACUUUCUUUGUAAUUAUCUCCCUAUCUACUUUUAAUCUCUCCUCCCUAAAACUUGCGGUGACGUAAAUUCAUGAAAUUUAGACAAUUUAAAUAACGCUGUUGAUUAUAUAGAAACAAAAAGAGAAAGAGAGAGAGAGAGAGAGAGAGAGAGAGAGAGAGAGAGAGAGAGAAAAUAAAACCAAAAAUUUUUCUUAAUAUGUAAUUCAGCUGAUACAGUUUGUGGAGGUUUGUCACCGCAGUAAACUAUUGGAGAUAUUCCUUUCUUGGAUUUUUUCAGAACGCGAAAAUCCAAUUAGCGAUAUAAUUUAACAAAAAUAAUGGUCGUCAACAUGUGAAACACGGCGUUUCUCGUCCUUGUACCGAGCGUAUUAUUUCUUUAUGUAAAGUGUCCCUGUUGUUUUUUGUAGUGCAAAUAAAUAUUAUUAUAAUAAGAA
Molecule: messenger RNA, 2361 nt
Organism: Monomorium pharaonis (pharaoh ant)
Lineage: Eukaryota; Metazoa; Arthropoda; Insecta; Hymenoptera; Formicidae
Exons: 6
Coding region: 176-832 (218 amino acids)
Source: RefSeq, a predicted model, not a curated record